This is a messenger RNA of Selaginella moellendorffii, 878 nucleotides long. RefSeq lists its product as uncharacterized. The coding region runs from base 28 to 465 and encodes 145 amino acids. The record is from RefSeq and is a predicted model, not a curated record. The transcript has 5 exons. NCBI's taxonomy places the organism in Eukaryota, Viridiplantae, Streptophyta, Lycopodiopsida, Selaginellales, Selaginellaceae.
UAGGGUUCUUAUUAUUGGAGCGGAGCAAUGCCGCGGCAGUAUUUGGCACCGCCAUUCUUUACCAAAGGAUCCUUCUACAGCGUCGUCAUCCCGGCGGUGCUCAAGAACAAGCGAUUCACUGGCCGGCGGCGCCGCGGGCAGGCCAAGGACAAGAUGCCCAGUCGAUACGCGGUCUUUAGCGGCGUGUCUCCGGCGGCCGAGACUCAUGGAAGCAAAUCUCUGGAGAAUUUGAGGAACAAGCGCAUGACUUUCAACAAAGUCGUCACCGAUCACAUUGAUCAUUUUUCCAAAGAGGAGAAAUCGCCUGGGCUGUCACGGAUUAUGGGAUCACUUCUCAAAGACGUUCGAGCUAAAGUGAAUGGACCUAUGGAACUGAGGCGAACGGAGGGCGUGCACUCAGACCUCCUCAAGUUUUUGCUCAACAGGAAACGAGAAGAUGCGAGGAGGAAGAUUCUCAACUCUUAGGAAAGUUCUCGUGGUUAAAGGUAGUCUGGCUUUACGCUUUGUGGCUUUAUUAGUGUUUUUUUCUAAGUUUCCAGUCAAACUCAGCACCAUGACAGAGAUAUUCUAGACGUGAUCAGGAAAAAGAGCUCAAUGAUAAAGAGAAGUUCGUGCAGCGUCCUCGCACAGCAAUCCAAGGUUUCAGGAAUCCAGCAACUUGGCAGAGCAGAUAACCGUCCAGCCAGUCGGGAUCGCUGCUGGAGAUUGGGAGGCACAGGCCUGGAACUAUCAGCGAAGAGCGGACAUGGCUGAUUGAACCCAUAGAAGGAUUGAACCCAAAGAAGACUGAAGAUUUUGUUAAUCAGUUAGUUUCUGUGAGGUCAUUACCAAACUGGUGAAUGCAACAAACUGCACCAAUACUGGCCACAUUUGGUUCA